Messenger RNA from Fusarium pseudograminearum CS3096, 1977 nucleotides. RefSeq lists its product as uncharacterized. Bases 1 to 1977 code for a protein of 658 amino acids. Lineage: Eukaryota; Fungi; Ascomycota; Sordariomycetes; Hypocreales; Nectriaceae. The record is from RefSeq and is a predicted model, not a curated record. The transcript is spliced from 2 exons.
AUGUCUGUCGCCGCUACUUUGGGUCCACGCAGCCUUAUCCAGCUGGGCAUAUCACUAACUGACAUUGCCCAAAUCUACAAGAUCGGGAAAAAGAUUGGAAACUGGAUCAUGAUCAGGAGCAAUGACCAAGAUCUCUUUGAGACGUUGCUGGAAGACCCCGAGGCCCUGCUUAAGCGCAAGGGACUCAUUGAACCAGCUCGCAUGGAAUCCAUGUUUCCACAUGCCAAGUUCAUCUACGAUGGGGACAAGCAGGAUUCCUCAAAAAAAGAUGUCAAGAUUGAGCAUGGUGAACUGAGACCAUUUUCGUGGCUCAUGGUCGUCAUUGUCCGUGGUAUAUAUACGGAAUCUCUCGCCGCCUUUCGCAAAGUGUGGAAAGACAAAGUUGGCGUCGAUGCGUAUCCGGAGCUGAACCCAGCAGAGAAGAACGAGAUGGCCGAGUUUCUCUUAUGCCUCAUGGGAAAUACAUCUGUAAGCUUUACAUGCUUCUCGCUGGCGACCUAUUCCGUCGCUCGGGCUCUCGAAAAAUGCAAGGUCUUCAUCUCGACUAAGGAGAAAAGGAGUUUUGAGGGGCAGCUACUUGUCACAUACGUGUCUGACCGUCCUCAUACUGCUCACGGAGAUGGGCCCUGCUGUAUGAGACUCAGGGCUACAGAAAGCCGAGCUCAGAUUGUGUCAUUUCCCUUGGACAAUCCCAUGAGUAUGGUGCAAGCCACUCGGGCAGAGAGACAUAUUACUAAUCAAAUGGAGUCUUUCUGGGAUACCGGAGCUAGAGCAGCAAAAGACAUCACCUUCGUUUGCACGGCCGAGUAUCCCUACAGCACCAAAAACGAGGUUCAGUAUAGCCUUGGCGAAUUUUCGAAUGCCUGUGCUCUGAGAUUCGACCCAUACCUCAUGGCCAUGGCUGGCAAGGCCUUUCCGCUGAUCAACCAAAGUAUCCUCAAGGGCCUGGAAGAUUUGGUGAAGGGGUACGACGGGAUUGCCAAGGCUUGGCUUGAGACUCACGCGGGACUUGAGUACCUACUCAAGAGUCAAACAGAAUCUCCAGAUGGUGAUCAGAAACUAAUGGGUUUGUGGCUUUGUUACCAAGCUUUCGUGUUUGGAUUCUACUACAGACUCCUCGAACCUUUGACUUCCCACGAGCUCGUAUCUAACACCCCUGCGUACUUCUGCGGCCUUUGGGGGCAUGGUAGCACAACAUUCCUGGCCAUGUGUUCACAAUUUGGCAAAGAGUUGAAGACGAACAACAAGGUUGGCCGCACGCAUGUCCUGUACAUGCUUGCUACAAUGUACGCUGGACGAAACAAGACGUUCUUGCCCGACAGUUCACGUAUAAAUCUCGUCGGUGUACUCGGGUCUACCUCCAUACUUACGAGGACACUCCUUCGACCAUCAGACAACCCAGAGGAUCUAGGAAAGUUCUUCCUUUUGGACCUGCCUGCCAUUCAUCUUGCGCCCAAUGAAGAAGGCGAGCUCUACGCAGCGGCUGGGCAUGGUCUCGAGUAUCGACUCUGCGAAGCUAGAAGACGCGACGUGGAAGCGACAGGCCCUAGCGAGAAAUGGACUGUAUACUCAAGCAUGAGUACAGCAUUCCGUGAAGGCAACCACGGGGUAGUUAUGGCGGCUCGUUGCGGAGAGCGUCUCGUUGGGUGUUUCAGUCCCGCAGCUGCAGAUGCUAUCUUUCUGAGUGAAGCAUACUGCCACAGGAGGCAUGAGAAUGAUGAAGAAAUCAAUCUUAUGGCUUCGUCAGUAAGUUUUGAAAUUUCUGACAAGGAUUGGCAGGACGGAUGUGUCAAGAGAGUUGGAGGAGAUGAGGAUGAAACGUUUGGGUUAGUUCAUUCUCGGGGAUGCCCGCCGAUGAGAUAUGCUACUGCUGGCUUUUAUGGAGAGAUUGGAGAGGAACUUGCCAUUUCCACAGAUGAUAUAGAUAUUGCAAUUGGAAGAGUUCAGUUGGCAAACUGUGGCAUUGUAAUUGCUUAG